Messenger RNA from Austrofundulus limnaeus, 3013 nucleotides. RefSeq names its product phospholipase A2, group VII (platelet-activating factor acetylhydrolase, plasma) (gene pla2g7). The record is from RefSeq and is a predicted model, not a curated record. NCBI's taxonomy places the organism in Eukaryota, Metazoa, Chordata, Actinopteri, Cyprinodontiformes, Rivulidae. Gene Ontology annotation, molecular function: 1-alkyl-2-acetylglycerophosphocholine esterase activity.
GCUCUUUUAAGAUCCCAGCCUACACAGAUGCUCCAUUUAAAUCAGAUGAAAAGUGCCCUGUGGUUAUUUUCUCCCAUGGUCUUGGUGCUUUCAGGACUUUGUAUUCAGCUAUAUGUGCAGAACUGGCCUCUCAGGGCUUCAUUGUGGCAUCUGUGGAGCACAGUGUAGACACAAGGGGAACGUAUGGAGAUGAGCAGAAAGGCCGUGUGUUGCCUGCCGCUGGUCACGUCGACUGUGGUAUCAGUUUCAGCAACAUAAACGACAUAGAUCAGUCAGCCUCAGCUACGUAUUAUUUUCGCAAGGAGGCCGAAAUAGAACAGUCUGGUUCAACCCAAGACAGUUUGAUAAAAGAAUGGAUGUACUACAGAAGUCUACGGCACGGCGAGAGCGAGUUUCCCCUCAGAAACCAGCAGGUGAAACAACGAGCCGAUGAGUGCAUUCUGGUUCUGGAUAGACUCACGGAGAUCAACUCGGGUGUAGCUGUUCAAAAUGUUUUACAGACACAGUUCGACUGGACAACACUGCAGAACUCCAUGGACCUGUGUCGAAUGGCAGUGAUGGGGCAUUCCUUCGGUGGAGCAACGGCUGUAGAAGCUCUCUGCAAAGAGGUUAAAUUCAAGUGUGGGGUAGCGCUAGACGCCUGGAUGUUCCCUUUAGAUGACAACAUCUUUCCUCAAGUCAAACAGCCGAUUUUCUUUAUUAACUCUGAGAAGUUCCAAUGGGCUGGAAACAUCAGUCGCAUGAAGAAGUUGGAAUCUGCGGUUGUGCAGAGGAAAAUGAUCACCAUCAGAGGUACGGUCCAUCAGAGCUUUCCAGACUUUACCUUCUUGACAAGCAACUGGAUUGGAAAGCUGAUGAAACUGAAAGGAGAGAUUGACCCAAAGCUUGCCAUGGACCUCUCCAACAAAGCAACCUUAGCUUUUUUGCAACGCCACCUUGGUCUGGAGAAGAACUUCAAUCAGUGGGACCCCCUGAUUGACGGGCAGGAUGACAACCUCAUUCAAGGAACUAAUAUAAUUGUACUUCAGUCUGCCAUCUAAACUGCUGCAGUGCCUCAAAUACUCAGGAAUCUCUGCAGCGGUCAAAAAAAAGCCAAGCUGUGUGGGCUUGGCAUUCGCUUUGAAAUGUACUGAGAUAACUAUUUUGGGAGUAACAAUGAGGACAAAAUCCACUCUACCUCAUCGGCAGAAAAAAUAAAGCACCAAGUGUAGUGCUGCUUGUAUUGCAAGACCUAAAUGUUACAGUCAGGCAGUUGAACAUUUACUUUGCCUUUUGGUAAAAUCUGUUUUAAAAGCAGUUACUUAAAGAAUCAUUGUAUUAAAUUUGUGUAUAUUUUAGACAAAUCUAAGCUUUUAGAUCAUUCCCCACCAGAAACAAGCUACUCUCCGAUUGCUGCGUGAUUGUCAUAUUUUAAUAAUCUUAYCAGUGAGCAAUGAAAGGGUAAGAUAAGUUAAGACUUGUUUUAUAAUUAGGAGCCUGGCCAAGAUAAAUAUAGAUUAAUAGAAAGCAUCUAUUCUGAUUUAAAAGACCCUGUCCUACUAUAAUGUUUUAGACAAUAUGCCAACGUAUGACUUUAUUUUAAAAAUGUCAAAAUUACUAAUAAGUUAUGUAUUUAAUCAAUUUGUUAGCAUUAAGUACAUGCCUAAAAGAGGCUUCCAGUUGAUUUUUUUAAUUCCAUCUUUUUCCAUCGUUUGUAAAAUUUUCACAAGUUGUCUAAGGCUACAUGCACACUGCAGGUUUUAAUGCUUAAUUCAGAUUUUUUUUUGGGGGGGUGGGUCCGAUUUUGUGGCAUUCACAUUACAUUUUUUUUCCCAUCAGACUCCAGUGUCAAUGCUCCAUGGCAAUGAUGUGACAUGCAUGCACAGAAAAGAUAUGACAUCACAUUCAGCUCGCCAUUUGUUUACAAAAUUAUCUAGACAUGCUACUUGUAGCAUAUCGAUUCUGACGUCGAUAUUCAUUCAGAGCUGAUUUAAUAAUUAUCUGACAUGUUUAGAUCAGUGUUUAUAUCCGAACCUGCCUCUGACUGUACGCUCCGGUGAAGCACUACUUUUGGAACGAUGUGCUGAAAGUAAAGCAUCAAACCUUAGGAUCGAUACAGUUCGUGACCAAAUUUGGACAUUAUUAUCAUUUGUUUCUGUGAAUUCCCGGUCGACCAGGAUAUGAAAAAUGAAAAGGAAAAAGGGGCAACUGGUCUUCUGUUUUGUAGCUGGAGACAUGUGGAGCUACAGAUUUAAACAGCGUGACUCAAGGUUAGUGUCUUUAUCGAACUUUCACCCMACUUCACUUAUGACAGUCGGAUGUAAUGAGACGUGUUCAAACUGCAGUCACUUUGAAAAAUAUCAGAAAUGUAUCGGAGUCAGUACACCAUACUGAAAAAGCCUGGGUCGGAUUUGAAGAGGAAAAAAAACUUUAAAUCAGAUUUGUCACAUUCAGGCUGUCAUAAAAAAAUUGAAAAAAAAAAUCAGAUAUGGGUUGCAUGGGGCAAAAAAUAAAUAAAAGAAAAAAAGAAAUUGGAUUUGAGGUCGCAUUUGCCUGCGGUGUGAACUUGAGUCUAAAACAUAGUGACAGGGCCUUAACAGGACUGUGUCAGGCAUUAUAAAAUACUAUAAAGCUGUUUGUGCCAUAAACCUGUACGUUGCUUUUUUUUUUUUUUUUUUGCCAAAUCGAAUUUUUUUGCCAGGUCCAAUGUUUAUAAACAUAAAAGGUCUGCAUCUUUCCAUAAUAAAAAUUCAAUAAACCUGGGAUAAAUUUCAUCUGGCAUUCCAACUUUAAAAAUCUGACAGAUCUUGAAGCUACUUUUCAGUGUGGUGUGUGCGUUAAGAAGUAUAGUUUUUUUUUUUUUUUUUGUUGAGGUGUAUAAAGUGAAACUGAUUUAAGUAUCCUCUGGUAUAUUGUUGCCAUGGUUCUCAAACUGUGGUAUCUCUAGUUGUGCUCAGAAGAAAUUUUGGGAUCAACCAUUUACAAGUUGAAUAAGAAUUUACUAUCAUAGGUGCAAUAAAGAAUAUUUUUAAAA